Messenger RNA from Striga asiatica, 1185 nucleotides. The record is from the annotation of a GenBank genome assembly. NCBI's taxonomy places the organism in Eukaryota, Viridiplantae, Streptophyta, Magnoliopsida, Lamiales, Orobanchaceae.
AUGAACAUAGAUGCAGGCUCACACAAGUCAUCCUGCGACUUUGCAUAUAUCCUCAUACUCGACGGCCUUGAGAACCCUCCCAUCAUAUAUCCCCUUCUCAAUCUGCACCUUCGCACAGAACCUAUCUGCAUCAAUAGCCAGCAGCCUCGCCCGCUCCCCACGGUACGCCCCAUUCACUAUCCUCACAAGCCCUCCUAUUUGCGGAAGAACAGUCUCAAGCUCUUCCUGAUCGAUCCUCAAGACAUGCUUGUUCUCGAGCAUCUCAAUCUCUCCGUAAUAUUUAUCAAUAACCCUCCGAACAACACCCUUCUGCUUAUAGUACCCUUUAUCCGCCAAAGUUUUGCUCAUGACUUUCACGAUAAUACCCUCACACAGCCAGUAAUCCUUUCGAUUGCUCCUCUCUUUCGCUUUUUCCUCCUCCUUCAUCAGCUCCUCCAAAGCCGAUGCAUUUUUCUUGCUCGAACUCUCACCUUCCCUUUUCCGUUUCCCGCUGUUACUGCUCUCUUCAUUCUCCUCAUCAAACAAAAGCCUCGAAUUAUUAUUCUCCGUGUUCUUUUUCAAGGCCCCCAGACUAAGUUUAAUUUUCCUUUCGCCCUCCUCGCCAUUAUUUUUCUCCAGGAUUCUGGGUUUAGUUUCUGUUUCGUCGUUUUCGGAUCUGGCCGAGCGCUCCUUGAACAUGGUCUCCGAGUCACGGUCGAUGUAGGUGAUGAACCAGCCCUUGGGGGUCUCCUCGACCUUGCACUUGCCUGUGCGGCCGAGGUGCUUGACAAACUCGGUGAGGGUGGCCCACUGGGUGGAGUUCAUGUGGAUGUGGUGGCGAUCGGAGAUGUACUCGUUGUAGACGACGGUGGCGGCGAUGCGGCUGAAUCGGUGGCUGCGCUUCAUGUGUUCGAGGAAGGUGGUCUCGAACUCCUCCGAGUAGCCGUCGAUGAUGCGGGUGGGGUUCUGGCCGAAGACCUGCAUCUGGCGCUGGUGGGAUUCGCUCAUGCAGUGGCACUUGAAACCGUUCUCGUCCCGGCAUUGCUUCUGGCACAUCUGGCAGUACCACCGGAGCUUCUGGAGGCCCUUGGCCUUGAUCCGGUUCGCGAUCGCCUUUGGGGUAAGGAAUUCGUUCUUUCCCAUGAAGAAAUUUUGGGGGAUGGAUUUGAGGGGAUAUGGAUUAGGCUAGGGUUUGAGCGAUUUUGA